This is a messenger RNA of Ctenopharyngodon idella (grass carp), 2635 nucleotides long. It is a transcript of the gene cyth3b, whose product is annotated as cytohesin 3b. The transcript has 13 exons. Gene Ontology annotation, biological process: regulation of ARF protein signal transduction. The record is from RefSeq and is a predicted model, not a curated record. Gene Ontology annotation, molecular function: guanyl-nucleotide exchange factor activity. Lineage: Eukaryota; Metazoa; Chordata; Actinopteri; Cypriniformes; Xenocyprididae. The coding region runs from base 293 to 1477 and encodes 394 amino acids.
CGCUGCGAAACACAGAUGCCCGUGUGUCUGGAGCGCUUAUUCCGCUGGAUGUUAUUGAUCCACGCCAGUGAAGAAACCGAGGAGCGCUGUACACCCUUCCUCCGUUCAUAAAUACACCGGGUUACGGAUUUAAAGGAGGGCUGAGACAGAAUAUCAGUUAAUGCCGUAUAUUCCGCACAAAACAGGACCUGUUUGUAAAUGCAGCAGAUAAACCCUUCAUUAUAAAGAAUACAUCUGUGUCUGGAGCGCGUUCCCAUCACACCAUUUCAAUAUUUGGCAUUUAUCUGCAGAUAUGGACGAAGAGAAUCAAGUACCUGAAGACCUGUCCUUAGAGGAGCGAGACGAGCUGUCCAACAUACGCCGCAGGAAAAAAGAACUGCUUGAUGAUAUUGAGCGCUUGAAGUUUGAGAUCGCAGAAGUGAUGACAGAAAUCGAGCAGCUCACGUGUGUGGGCGAGAGCAAAACAACACAGAGAAACAAACAAAUUGCAAUGGGAAGAAAGAAAUUCAACAUGGACCCCAAAAAAGGGAUCCAGUUUCUACUGGAGAACGACCUCCUGCAGCAGACGCCUGAAGACAUCGCUCAGUUCCUCUAUAAAGGAGAAGGCUUGAACAAAACUGUCAUUGGGGAUUACUUGGGGGAACGGGAUGAAUUCAACAUCAAAGUGCUCCAGGCUUUUGUAGAGCUCCAUGAAUUUGCCGACCUCAACCUCGUUCAGGCUCUGAGGCAGUUUCUCUGGAGUUUCAGACUUCCCGGCGAGGCACAGAAGAUUGACAGAAUGAUGGAGGCGUUUGCGUCCCGGUACUGCCAGUGCAACCCUGGAGUCUUUCAGUCUACAGACACAUGUUAUGUCCUGUCCUUCGCCAUCAUCAUGCUGAACACCAGCCUUCACAAUCCCAACGUCAGGGAUAAACCGGCCGUAGAGCGUUUCAUCUCCAUGAAUAGAGGCAUUAAUGAGGGAGGAGACCUGCCAGAGGAGCUGCUCAGGAACCUGUACGAGAGCAUCAAGAGCGAGCCCUUCAAAAUCCCAGAGGAUGACGGCAACGACCUCACACACACGUUCUUCAACCCGGACAGAGAGGGCUGGCUGCUGAAGUUAGGUGGACGAGUAAAAACUUGGAAGAGGAGAUGGUUUAUUCUGACCGACAACUGCUUGUACUAUUUUGAGUACACGACAGACAAGGAACCACGUGGAAUUAUUCCUCUGGAGAACCUCAGCAUCAGAGAGGUGGAGGAACCCAGGAAACCUAACUGCUUUGAGCUGUACAAUCCCAACCAUAAAGGGCAAGUGAUCAAAGCGUGUAAGACAGAGGCAGAUGGGAGGGUGGUGGAGGGAAACCACGUCGUCUACAGGAUAUCAGCACCCACACCAGAGGAGAAAGAGGAAUGGAUCAAAUCCAUUAAAGCGAGCAUCAGCCGGGACCCUUUCUACGACAUGCUGGCCACCAGGAAGAGACGCAUCGCCAACAAGAAGUGAAAUCUCCAUCCAAACCUCUUCCUCAAAGCCUGUUCACAGCAACACACACUGCCUUCUGGGACAGUCUUUGUGCGAGCGCAUGCUUGACGGGUUAAAGAGGCCCAGCAGCUGAAGAAUUAAAUGUUUAUAGUUCCUUUCUUUCUCAUAUAAAAACACAGCUGUCCUGAUCUGUUUGUAUUUGCAUGGAUGUUGGUAUGUAUACCUGGGCGGCUCGCUCGAGAGCCCAGAGGAAGUCGUUUAUGAACUCUCACUACAGUAUGUCAGAUAGAAAAGCCAUUUUUUUUUUAAAGAUAUGGCCAAUGACCUGGCGGUGUGAUCGACAUGGCCAUAAUCUCUUAUGGUGCUAGAAGACUUCUGUGUGCAUGUGACCGCAAUAGAAGCUCAAAUAGACGUUAAUGAUCCAAUGCCAACACUAGGUGGCGGUCUGGAGUCAGCUGGACUGAUUUCAUGUUGUUAGAGCAAAUGUAUAACAUAUAUAGAUUUAAGCUGAACUCUAUGCUGCAUACUAUCAUACUACUCUUACUAUUUUCACCAUAUCUUUCUAUGGCAGGAAUAGGAAAUGUAGUAUACUAGAAUUCAGCAUCAGUUUCUGGUACCAGUCCAUUAACCUUUCCGUUCUGCUCUUAGAUGACACUAUCUACUGUCACGUAUGAUGUUUUGAUGUAAUACGAAUGAAUUUGCUUGCUUUUGUGUUCUCUUUACAAGUAUAGUUGAAUAUCUCUUUUUAUAUUUAUUUUCUUUGUGAAAUGAUUUUAUUCUACUCAUAAUUGGUAAACUAUAGAUCUAAGUUAUGUGUAAAUACUGUAUACAUUUGUCUUCUUUUUUUUUUUUUUGUGUGUAAGUACAAUCUGUAGCAUAUAAAUCUACUGGCUCUUUAUUGUUAGGGCUCUUUGCUCAGCAGCCUUAAACUAAUGUACUUCUGUCAGGGAAAAAAAUCACCUUGUAAUUCUGGAAAAUGAAGUUUGUUUGUUUUUUUUUAAAGAAGAAAAAAAAAAUCCAGUAGCAAUUUAUAUGUGGUUGUAAAAUAAAAGCCCUUUCCAAGGGUGGAAUACUAUCUAAUGCCCUUUGGGGCUCCAGAUUAAUUUUUAUAUGUCUGUAUAAGCUAUUGGUCAAACUGUACAUGAACUAUAAAUACAUAAAACAUUCAUAAAGCAAAAA